Hibiscus syriacus is the source of this 642-nucleotide messenger RNA. RefSeq names its product secreted RxLR effector protein 161-like. The transcript has a single exon. The record is from RefSeq and is a predicted model, not a curated record. Lineage: Eukaryota; Viridiplantae; Streptophyta; Magnoliopsida; Malvales; Malvaceae. Bases 1 to 642 code for a protein of 213 amino acids.
AUGGAGUGCAAAGAAAUGGAUAAUAUCUCUUAUGCUUCAUUAGUUGAGAGUUUGAUGUAUGCUCAGACCUAUACUAGGUCGGAUAUAAGCUCUGCGGUCGGUAUGUUGGGUCGUUAUCAAUCAAAUCUUAUGAUGGUUCAUUGGAGAGCUGCAAAGAAAGUUUUAUGGUGCUUGAAAUGCACUAAGGAUGACAUGAUCACAUAUAAAAGAACUAGAAACCUUGAGGUUGUUGGUUACUCAGGCUCGGACUAUGUCGGAUGUUCGGAUACCCGGAAGUCCAUAUUCGACUAUGUGUUCCUUCUAGUUGGUGGAGUUGUCUCAUGGAAGAGUGAUAAGCAGUCUGUCAUUGUUACUUCCAUUAUGGAGGUUGAAUUUGUAGCAUGCUUUGAAGAUACAGUUCAAUCGUUAUGGCUGCGCAAUUUUGUUGAUGAUUUAGGGAUCGUUGGUACCAUUGCUAAAUCGAUGAGGAUUUAUUGUGAUAAUGUGACAGUUGUAUUCUUCUCUAAGAAUGAUAUAUACUCCAAGGGUGCCAAACAUAUGGAUUUAAAGUAUCUGUUUGUCAAAGAAGAGAUGCAAAAUCAAAGAGUUCAAAUAGUCCACAUUGGCACUAAUAAUAUGAUUGCAAAUCAGUUGACUAAAUGA